This is a messenger RNA of Knipowitschia caucasica, 2376 nucleotides long. Lineage: Eukaryota; Metazoa; Chordata; Actinopteri; Gobiiformes; Gobiidae. The record is from the annotation of a GenBank genome assembly.
AUGACCCCACUCUCUCCGUCUUCAGGUCCCACUCUUUCCGUCUUCAGACCCCACUCUCUCCGUCUUCAGACCCCACUCUCUCCGUCUUCAGACCCCACUCUCCGUCUUCAGGUCCCACUCUCUCCGUCUUCAGACCCCACUCUCUCCGUCUUCAGACACCACUCUCUCCGUCUUCAGACCCCACUCUCUCCGUCUUCAGACCCCACUCUCUCCGUCUUUAAGCCCCCACUCUCUCCGUCAACAGACCCCACUCUCUCCGUCUUCAGACCCCACUCUCUCCGUCUUCAGACCCCACUCUCUCCGUCCUCAGACCCCACUCUCUCCGUCUUCAGACACCACUCUCUCCGUCUUCAGACCCCACUCUCUCCGUCUUCAGACCCCACUCUCUCCGUCUUCAGACCCCACUCUCUCCGUCUUCAGACCCCACUCUCUCCGUCUUUAAGCCCCCACUCUCUCCGUCAACAGACCCCACUCUCUCCGUCUUCAGACCCCACUCUCUCCGUCUUCAGACACCACUCUCUCCGUCUUCAGACCCCACUCUCUCCGUCUUCAGACCCCACUCUCUCCGUCUUCAGACCCCACUCUCUCCGUCUUCAGACACCACUCUCUCCGUCUUCAGACCCCACUCUCUCCGUCUUCAGACCCCACUCUCUCCGUCUUCAGACCCCACUCUCUCCGUCCUCAGACCCCACUCUCUCCGUCUUCAGACACCACUCUCUCCGUCUUCAGACCCCACUCUCUCCGUCUUCAGACCCCACUCUCUCCGUCUUCAGGACCCACUCUCUCCGUCUUCAGACCCCACUCUCUCCGUCCUCAGACCCCACUCUCUCCGUCUUCAGACCCCACUCUCUCCGUCUUCAGACACCACUCUCUCCGUCUUCAGACCCCACUCUCUCCGUCUUCAGACCCCACUCUCUCCGUCUUCAGACCCCACUCUCUCCGUCUUCAGACCCCACUCUCUCCGUCUUUAAGCCCCCACUCUCUCCGUCAACAGACCCCACUCUCUCCGUCUUCAGACCCCACUCUCUCCGUCUUCAGACACCACUCUCUCCGUCUUCAGACCCCACUCUCUCCGUCUUCAGACCCCACUCUCUCCGUCUUCAGACCCCACUCUCUCCGUCUUCAGACACCACUCUCUCCGUCUUCAGACCCCACUCUCUCCGUCUUCAGACCCCACUCUCUCCGUCUUCAGACCCCACUCUCUCCGUCCUCAGACCCCACUCUCUCCGUCUUCAGACCCCACUCUCUCCGUCCUCAGACCCCACUCUCUCCGUCUUCAGACCCCACUCUCUCCGUCUUCAGACCCCACUCACUCCGACCCACUCUCUCCGUCUUCAGACCCCACUCUCUCCGUCAACAGACCCCACUCUCUCUCACUCUCUCCGUCUUCAGACCCCACUCACUCCGUCUUCAGACACCACUCACUCCGUCUUCAGACCCCACUCUCUCCGUCUUCAGGACCCACUCUCUCCGUCUUCAGACCCCACUCUCUCCGUCAUCAGACCCCACUCUCUCCGUCUUCAGACCCCACUCUCUCCGUCUUCAGACCCCACUCUCUCCGUCUUCAGACACCACUCUCUCCGUCUUCAGACCCCACUCUCUCCGUCUUCAGACCCCACUCUCUCCGUCUUCAGACACCACUCUCUCCGUCUUCAGACCCCACUCUCUCCGUCUUCAGACCCCACUCUCUCCGUCUUCAGACCCCACUCUCUCCGUCUUCAGACCCCACUCUCUCCGUCUUCAGACCCCACUCUCUCCGUCUUCAGACACCACUCUCUCCGUCUUCAGACCCCACUCUCUCCGUCUUUAAGCCCCCACUCUCUCCGUCUUCAGACCCCACUCUCUCCGUCUUCAGACCCCACUCUCUCCGUCUUCAGACCCCACUCACUCCGUCUUCAGACCCCACUCUCUCCGUCUUCAGACACCACUCUCUCCGUCUUCAGACACCACUCUCUCCGUCUUCAGACCCCACUCUCUCCGUCUUCAGACCCCACUCUCUCCGUCUUCAGACACCACUCUCUCCGUCUUCAGACCCCACUCUCUCCGUCCUCAGACACCACUCUCUCCGUCUUCAGACCCCACUCUCUCCGUCUUCAGACCCCACUCUCUCCGUCUUCAGACCCCACUCUCUCCAUCUUCAGACCCCUCUCUCUCGGUCUUCUGCAGGGAACAGCUGGGAACGUCGGCUUCUGCAGAAUCACACCAUCACUUAUUCCGACAUACAGGAAUCUAGGCCGUUACUACAGCAACCACCGGGGCAGCGAGCGCAGCGAGCACAGCGAUGCCAGCGCAAACACACUUAACGUUGAACCAAUACUGCGUUUUGGGAGAGGCUCAGGACAAACUUUGUCGGUCAACGCUCACAACAAGGGCUGA